CACCCUUUCUCCAUGUCUUCCAUCUCUCUCUCACCCACCCAAAAUCUCCAAAAAACACUUUAAAAAACCAACCCGAAAGGUACAACACAAACAUACAAAAUAAAGGCAACAAAAGCAAAGCAUCUUCCGUUGGGCCCUUCCCUCUUCUUUCCUUCUCUCUCCCAAGAACCAACAUAAAACCCUGCAAGCAACAACGGAGCAACAAAAUAAAAGGAAAUUCAUAAAACCAACAAGCAACAUUACAAUUUCAAAGCCAUGGAAGAAUCUGAUGGCUACCCAAAAGAGUGUUACACCGAAGACGGCCGGAGAGUGAUGUCAUCUUCAUCCACCACAAGCGUCCACGUCACGGCUCUGGACGGCCUGGUCAACGUCAACUCACUAUUCACCAUCGCAGUCUUCGUGGGUCUGUCUCUGACAACACCAGGACAGAGAAGCCUCGAGGGCAAGACAGCCUGCGACGCCAGAAUCGACGUAGCCAAGAAGCUCCUGGUCUUCGAGGUUGUCUCCUUCAGCUUCUUCCUCUUCUCUUCUCUGGUGGCGCAGGGCCUCAAGCUGGCAAUCAACUUGCUCAACAGCAAGGAUGUCGACGAGGCCUUCCGGGCCCACAUCAAUCUCAAAGUCUUGAGAUUUGGGAUGAUGGGUUCGGCUUUCGGGUCGGUGAUGGGCUGUGUGUUUUUGGUGCUGUCAAUGGUGGAUGUGAUUCAGAUUAGGUUGGGGAUGUUGUCUUGUGGAAGCAAAUCUGCCGUGCAUUCUGUUGCGGCUCUUGUCGUUUUGGUUUCCACGGCUCUUUUGGUCUAUAUUUCCACUGUUGUUUAUGCUUUUCUUCAUUAGCUGAAGCCCAAUUUUAUAUACAUGUUUCUUAUUCAGUAUCAUAUUUUGUAUAUUUGUCUCUCUGGGUUUUGUCAAUUGGUCUUUGUUUUGUCUCUUUUUGUUUACAAGAGACAGUUUUGACUGGCAUUUGUUUGAAACCUCUGUUUUGGUUGGAAGAUAAAUCUGCAAAAGAUGGUAACUUUUAGGUGCUU
Molecule: messenger RNA, 1022 nt
Organism: Prunus mume (Japanese apricot)
Lineage: Eukaryota; Viridiplantae; Streptophyta; Magnoliopsida; Rosales; Rosaceae
Product: maternal effect embryo arrest protein
Source: RefSeq, a predicted model, not a curated record